This is a messenger RNA of Pyrenophora tritici-repentis Pt-1C-BFP, 1401 nucleotides long. Its product is annotated as F-box multi-domain protein. The record is from RefSeq and is a predicted model, not a curated record. Gene Ontology annotation, molecular function: protein binding. Lineage: Eukaryota; Fungi; Ascomycota; Dothideomycetes; Pleosporales; Pleosporaceae.
AUGGCGAGUGAAACCACAUCCAAAUCUCCCUUUCUCAGCCUUCCCAACGAGCUCAUCUUGAGCAUCGUCGAACGGAUCGACCAAGAGAACAUCCAGGACCUGCUCAAUCUAAGUCUCACUAGUCGCCGCAUGUGCAUGCUCUCGCUGGACCAUCUAUACGGCCAUCUCACAGUAAGGUCACCAUGGCCACUCCUACGCACCAUCUUCUUAAGCCCGGAGCUGGCAUCACGUGUCCACAAAGUGACAUGGCGGUACAACAUGAAAGAGAAGCACGACACCGCCGCCAACAAACCAACACUCUUCAAUUCCCUCGACGAGUUGAGGAUUCCGAAAAUCAGCGGCGCCGCAUGCUGCGAUAUGCAGCGCUCCCAGACCUGGUUGUUCCACGAGUUUAUGGAGACAUUCCUGAUGUUUACGCCAAAUCUGCACAAGCUCAUCAUCAAGGAUACACACGCGUGGAUGGGAAGCGUAUACUUGUUCAAAAUGAUGGCCGCGAACCCUGAUCGACUGGUUCACCUAAAGAGCGUUCAUAUCCACGCUUCACUACUCAGCAUGGAGCAGCUCGCACACUUGUUCCUUCUCCCUUCUCUCCGCAAAGUCACUGCAACGGAUCUCGUACUGCUGGACCGCCCUGAAGGAGAUCCGCUAGAGUGGAACUCCGACAUGCCGCUCCAAACCGUGCUAGAUCCAGGCUCCUCUGCAGUCGAGAACAUCACGCUGAAACGCUCGUGUGUUGGCAUAUCAACGUUGGGGUGCUUUACAGCGGCGUGCAGGAACCUAAAGAGCUUUGCAUAUGAGCAUGAGUAUUACAACGAUCAUCGUAUGCGGCAGUACAAGCUUCCUUCUUCCUCGCGAUUUAGCACUCUUGCUUCCCCACUUACUCACACUCUUACGACUUUGGAACACCUUAGUAUACGUGGAGACGCGAGGAAGUUGGAUCAGACGCAUGUAUUGCAGGUAGCGCGACUAGCCUCAGGUAUGAAGUAUCUCCGCUCUUUGGAUAUGGGCUUGCUAUCCCACGACGAUAACCCGGAUCAAUGUACCGAAGACUUUGUCACGCACCUAGUGCGAUUUCUCCCGUCGACGUUGGAAGAGAUGACUUUUGAGAUUGACUGGCAGGACAGUUGGGGCUCCAAGGGGUGGGUUGGGCCGACAGAGAUGUUGUGUUAUAUCGCCGCUCUUGCACCGUCAAAGCUGAACCUGCUGAAGCGUGUUGCGGUGGUAGAUUGGCCGCCUUUCUUGGGUCAUUUUCCACCAGAUUUUGCUAAGCUGCAUCGGUGUUUUGCCGAGCAGAAUAUUCACUUUGCGUCUAUACCGGCGCAACUUGAGGGGAGGCACCCGCUGCAAUGGUCGGAUUAUGUGGAGCCUGGGUGGGUGUUUGUGGAGGUUGCUGAAGCGUAG